This is a messenger RNA of Anopheles funestus (African malaria mosquito), 342 nucleotides long. Its product is annotated as ATP synthase membrane subunit K, mitochondrial-like. The transcript has 3 exons. The record is from RefSeq and is a predicted model, not a curated record. Bases 91 to 243 code for a protein of 50 amino acids. Lineage: Eukaryota; Metazoa; Arthropoda; Insecta; Diptera; Culicidae.
CACACACACAUAUUUUCAUUCACUCUGCGAAAAUCGGUCUCUGUUUCUCGAUUCGUUUCAUAUAAACAGUGAAAGUUACAUAACUGCAAAAUGGCUGGUGGUGGUGAUGAAAGCAAACUGACCGGACUCUCCCGCUACUUCAAUGGCGAAACCAUGCGGGGCCGCGCUAAUGUUGCGAAAGCCACCUAUGCAUCCAUCGGACUGCUGAUUUUGUACUUCUCACUGAAACCAAGCAAGAAGUAAGGGACGGAUGCCGGAGCUGUUUACGCUCGGUUAUAGGAUUACUUCGUGAAGUGUGGCCGUGAUGAAAUACAUUAUGCAACAGUCAAGUAAAACCUAGAA